Molecule: messenger RNA, 945 nt
Organism: Acanthosepion pharaonis
Lineage: Eukaryota; Metazoa; Mollusca; Cephalopoda; Sepiida; Sepiidae
Source: the annotation of a GenBank genome assembly
AUGGAGUUUUUACUUUUUAUCAUUUCUUUUAUACGCCACACUGUCCGACUAAAUAUUAAUUUUUUUCCUCUUUUUUUCUUUUCAUUAUACUUUUCUUUUUCUCUAUCAUUUUGCAUUUCUUCAAUUUUCCAAUAUAGUCUCAUUCUUUCAAUUUUAGUUUAUUUUGCCAAAUCGUUUAUUUCUUUUCCUGUUUUCUCCCUAUUUUAUUUUAUUUUUCCCCCAUUUUUCUUUUUCGUUGCUUUUCUUCAAGUUUUCCAAUAUAGUCUCAUUCUUUUCCUCUUUCUUUAUUUUCACCAUUCCUUUCCUUUUUCUUUCUCGUUCUUCUUUUUAAUCCCUAAUAUAAUCUCCUAUUUUCCUCUUUCUUUUUCUUUUUUCUUUCUGUUUGUUUUCUUCACGUUUUCCAAUAUAGUCUCAUUCUAUCCAUUUUUCUUCAUUUUGUUUAUUAGUUACUUUUUCUUUUUUCUUUUUUCUCGUAACUUUAUUUCAAGUUUUCCAAUAGAUUUCUUUCUUUCCAUUUUCUUUUUUAUUUUGUCUAUUCGUCUCUUUUUUUCUUUUCAUUUUUCUUUUUUGUUGCUUUUCUUUAAGUUUUUGAAUAUAAUCUCAUUCUUUACCUCUUUCUUUAUUUUCAUCAUUCGUUUCUUUUCUUUUUAUCGUUACUUUUUUUCGGGCUUUCCAAUAUUGUCUCAUUUUUUACCUCUUUCUUUAUUUUGUUCAUUCUUUUUAUUUUUUUUUUUUUUUUUUUUUUUCGUUGCUUUUCUUCGUGUUUUCCAAUAUAGUCUCAUUCUCUUCCUGUUUUGCCAUUUUGUUUAUUCAUUUCUUUUUUCUUUUUUUCUUUCUCCUUGCUUUUCUUCAGGUUUUCCAAUAGUCUCAUUUUUCCCUCUUUCUUUAUUUUGUUUAUUCUUUUCUUUUUUCUUUUCAUUUUUCUUUCUCGUUGUUUUUCUUUAA